Camellia sinensis is the source of this 1798-nucleotide messenger RNA. RefSeq names its product purple acid phosphatase 18 (gene PAP18). Lineage: Eukaryota; Viridiplantae; Streptophyta; Magnoliopsida; Ericales; Theaceae. The record is from RefSeq and is a predicted model, not a curated record. Gene Ontology annotation, molecular function: metal ion binding; acid phosphatase activity.
UUUUCCUUCCGAUGUAACCAAAAAAAAAAAAAAAAACAUUUUCCAUCACUGAUCCUCUCAUUUUCCUACGUGCCAAACGCACAGUAGAAGUGUAGAAUCAUCAUAUAUAGUUCAACGCUAGAUCUCGUUCCAGAGAUUUUCAAGGUACUAAGAACUAUGGAACCCAAAUUGGUGUUGUUAAUGGUCGCUCUGAUGACCAUUGCAACUGCCUCUGCCGAUUAUGUUCGCCCUAAGCCUCGUAAAAUCUUGGAUUUUCCAUGGGAAUCAAAGCCCUCCUCUCAGCCCCAACAGGUGCACAUCUCGUUGGCGGGAGACCAGCACAUGCGAGUGACAUGGAUCGCUGAUGGUAAAUCUUCUCCAUCUGUCGUUGAAUAUGGAACAUCACCAGGGAAAUACAACCAUAUUGCUCAGGGAGAGAGCACUUCUUAUGAUUAUUUAUUAUAUAGCUCGGGAAAGAUACACCACACUGUCAUUGGGCCGCUGGAACACGACACUGUUUACUUCUACCGAUGCGGAAAACAAGGUCCUGAAUUCCAGCUCAAGACUCCUCCAUCUGAAUUUCCAGUUACUUUUACCGUGGCUGGUGAUUUAGGUCAAACUGGCUGGACUAAAUCGACGUUGGAUCACAUAGACUUAUGCAACUAUGAUGUGCAUUUGCUUCCCGGAGACCUUUCCUAUGCUGAUUAUAUUCAGUCUCGGUGGGACACGUUUGGUGAGCUAGUGCAGCCAUUUGCAAGUGCAAGGCCGUGGAUGGUAACAGAAGGGAACCAUGAAAAGGAGAACAUACUGAUACUUGAGGAUGGAUUUCAAUCCUACAAUGCUAGAUGGAAGAUGCCAUAUGAGGAGAGUGGAUCAAGUUCAAAUCUCUAUUAUUCUUUUGAUGUUGCUGGAGCUCAUCUUAUCAUGCUCGGUUCAUAUACAGAUUAUGAUGAGUACUCUGAACAGUAUAGCUGGCUGAAGGCUGAUCUUUUAAAAGUGGACCGAAAGAGGACACCUUGGCUACUUGUUUUAUUCCAUGUUCCAUGGUAUAACAGUAACAAGGCUCACCGAGGUGAAGGGGACCAUAUGAUGCAAGCCAUGGAACCAUUGCUAUAUGCUGCCGGUGUAGAUAUUGUUCUUGCUGGCCACGUACAUGCUUAUGAACGCUCGAAACGUGUUUAUGGUGGAAGAUCAGAUUCUUGUGGUGCUGUCCACGUAACAGUUGGUGAUGGAGGCAACAGAGAAGGUUUAGCCAGCAAGUAUAUAAAUCCACAGCCAGAGUGGUCUGUCUUCCGUGAAGCAAGCUUUGGUCAUGGCGAGCUCAAGAUAGUGAAUUCAACUCAUGCUUUCUGGAGCUGGCAUAGGAACGAUGACGAUGAACCAGUGAGAUCUGAUGAGGUCUGGAUAACCUCUUUGGUCAGUUCAGGCUGCCUUGCAGACAAGAGGCCUGAACUAAGGAAGAUCCUGCUUGCACCUUAGUACCAAUAAUAAGAGUGGUGCGUGCAUGCUUCUAUAAAUUCAGACGUGCUUUCUUGCUAGACUUUUAUGUAAAUAUAUAGUAAAACGAUGCAUAUACUUGGCGCAUAGUAUAGCCACUGCACCUGUCUACGUUGUGCUUGUGCUUGUUAUGAAGGCAGGAGUAUGCUGUGUAUGUUGAGCAGCCAUAAUCGGUGUGUUUUUGCUGCGUUUGUAGUUGGGUCUGUAUUUCAAGUGCAGCUUGUCUGCAAUAUGCUCAAUCAGUCAGUUACUUUAUCGUCUGUUUAUUAUUAUUAUUAGUCAUCAGUUUUAUCUCUUGAAUGGGGUGAAAAUUGCUGAGUCA